Mus musculus (house mouse) is the source of this 16456-nucleotide messenger RNA. It is a transcript of the gene Tmem245, whose product is annotated as transmembrane protein 245. The transcript has 13 exons. Lineage: Eukaryota; Metazoa; Chordata; Mammalia; Rodentia; Muridae. The record is from RefSeq and is a predicted model, not a curated record. Bases 1801 to 3132 code for a protein of 443 amino acids. Gene Ontology annotation, cellular component: membrane.
AGUCUGGAUCAUCAAAAAGCUCGUGAUCCACUUUGGAGUGGUGGGCUUCCUGGAGAAACGCUGCCACGCAUGGUGGCAGGUGAUUGAAUGCUUCCUGAAGGAGCGGCAGGAGGCUUUGGCACCUUGGCCGAUUAUCGGGCUUGGAAAGUUCUUACUAAAAGUUGAUAGCAAGGUAUGAUUGGGCUGCUCCAAUGGGGUCUUUGUGUUCCGUGACUUGAACAGUCCAUUUCAUAACAUUGAUAAUGUGCUUCGUAUCUGAUUCUCCAUGAAAAUUUAAGGCUUAGAAUUAUAGAGUGGAUUUAGAUGAAAUAAAAUUGUGGUCAUUUUUCUUAUAAAGGAGAGAAGGUUAGGUAAUGGGGUGGUGGCUCAGACGGGAAUGUUUUUGGAGUGAUUCUUGUUUGUCAGAUAUUGUGAUGAAUUACAGGGAAACUUAACCAGUCAUGGACCCCCCCCCCUGCCCCCCCCGCCCCCCCCCCCCCAGACAGAAGCACAGCUUUAAUGCCAAGAAAUUGCUAAUUUCUGAGAACUUAGUGGUUAAAAGACAUGGAAUCUAAAUCCACACUCUUUCAGGUCCCACAUCUGUUAUUUACCAGCCCUGUAACCUUGGACAGAUGGCUUAACUUCUCUGUGCCUUGGUUUCACUAUCAAUAAAGUGGGUAUAAUAGCACUUAUCUCAAAAUGUGAUUUUUUGAGUGCUAGCUGUCUCUCAGUUUUUACAGAGAAGUGUCUGCCUGACACAGUAGGAGCAGUGAGUGAAAAAUGUCUCUGUAGCCCUAGUGGCAGGAAAGGGACGCUUUGGGGAGAUGUAAGCAGAGUCCCGAGCACAAGCAGUUAGGUGGACCUGCCUGUGCAGGGCUCUGCACUGGAGAGGAUCCAUCUGGACUGCGGAUUUCGAGUUCCAAGUUCCGGUACAGCUACGGUACAGCAUGUAGUGGGGCAGUCGCUCCGCCAUCCUGAUCCUAUAGCAGCAUUCUGUGAAAGCUCUGUAACUCGCUGUCUCCUGCUGAGCUCCUCCUGCUCUCAGUGACUCUGCUAUUGGUGCAUUCAUUCUCUAAUGAUAUCCCACUCUUCUUAUCUUCUCUCACCUCCCUGUCUUCCAGCUCUGGCACUGGCUAAAUAAGAAGGUAAUAAACGUGUGGGUGUGAUUGUCACUGCCCCAACCCAUCACUAUCUCCUUUCUCAUUCUGUGUUUCCGUGCAUACAUUAAACUAAGAUUUGUUUUCAAAACUUUAAGCUAUGGAAGGUCGCGAAAUAUGAAUGCUGUCCUAGUCAUUUACUGAAACCCCCACCAAGCUCCUAGGGUAUGAAUGGGUCCCUUGUCAGGUAUUUAAGAGGUUAUAUCUUGUAGCCCUUUUGUCCAGAAAAUGGGUUUUCUUGUUUUUCUCUAGUGUGGCAACUCUGGUCUCUCUCUCUCUCAUUCUUUGAGUCAGGGUCUUGGUGUGUAGUCCAGCUGCCUUCUAUCCUCCUGCCUCAGUCUCUUGAGUGCCAGGAUUACAGGCAUCUACUACCAACUUUCGGUUCCUUUGUGUGUGAAACACGUUAAGCUAUAGAGAGAGGAAAGAAAGUCUUUAUUCCUAGUUUUUCUAUAAGUGACACAAGAAGUUUUAAAAAUUGACAAACCUGUAAAACACUUGUUGAAUUUAUCUUAUUUCUUGGUUAGUAAUUUUUUUGGUCUUUUUUUUUUUUUUUUUUAAAUUGUCUUAGCUUGGACUUCUGUUGCUGUGGUAACACAACUUGGGGAGGAAAGGGUUUCUUUCAUCUUACAUGUCUCAGUAACAGUCCAUCCUGAAGAGAAUCAAGAUGAUCAUCUGGUUGGAGAAGAUGUUAGAUAAAAUUAUUAGCAUUUUCAUCAUAUUCUUGCUAGUCAUAGGAACCCUUCUUUUGGCCCUUCUCCUGACUGCAAAGGUACAUCAGGAGAGUGUUCACAUGAUUGAAGUCACAAGUAGUCUGAUUAACGAAACUCUAGCAAAUCACCCAGAGUGGGCAAAUUGGCUUCCUGAGGCUCAGGUGGUCCAAAGAGCUCUUAAUUCAGCAGCAAACAAUGUGUACCAGUAUGGACGGGAAUGGAUAACUCACAAGCUUCACAAAAUUCUAGGAGAUAAGGUGAACAAUACGGCUGUGAUUGAAAAGCAAGUUCUAGAACUGUGGGACAGACUGUAUCACUCUUGGUUUGUUAAGAACGUGACACACUCUGGAAGGCACAAAGGGCACAAGAUGCAUGUGAGCCGUCAGAACAGCUGGCUGGGAGAUAUUUUGGACUGGCAAGAUAUUGCCUCUUUCGUUCAUGAGAACAUCGAGACUUUUCUUUCGAUAUUAUCUUUUGGCUUCCAAAUAUGGAAGAUGAAGAUCCUGGAGUCUCUGUGGAUUGUUAUGAGCCGGAACGUGAGCCUGCUGUUCACCACAGUCACCACCCUGCUGACCAUCCUCUUCUACAGUGGCACUGCCCUUCUCAACUUCGUGCUGUCUCUGAUAAUUUUCCUGACCACACUGUUUUAUCUGUUAAGUUCCAGUGAUGAGUACUACAAGCCAGUGAAGUGGGUGAUCAGCCUGACACCACUUUCUCAGCCAGGCCCUUCCUCUAACAUCAUCGGCCAGUCUGUGGAAGAGGCGAUCAGAGGGGUGUUCGAUGCUUCCCUCAAAAUGGCUGGCUUCUAUGGACUGUACACCUGGCUGACUCACACUAUAUUUGGCAUCAAUAUUGUCUUCAUACCAUCAGCUUUGGCAGCAAUCCUUGGAGCUGUGCCAUUUCUGGGGACAUAUUGGGCAGCAGUACCUGCCGUUCUAGACCUGUGGCUGACACAAGGGCUAGGAUGUAAAGCCAUCUUGCUCCUGGUCUUUCAUCUCUUGCCAACAUACUUCGUAGACACUGCAAUCUACUCUGAUAUAUCAGGAGGAGGCCACCCCUACCUGACCGGCUUAGCAGUGGCUGGUGGAGCCUACUACCUGGGCCUAGAAGGAGCAAUCAUUGGGCCUAUCCUUCUCUGCAUACUUGUUGUUGCUUCCAAUAUCUACAGUGCCAUGCUAGUGAGUCCUACGAACUCGAUGCCCACACCAAAUCAGACCCCUUGGCCUGCUCAGACUCAGCGGACUUUCCGUGACAUCUCUGAAGAUCUGAAAUCUUCAGUAGAUUGACCUGGCUUCCCUGCAGUGACUUCUGGGGAGUCUCACUUUGACAGUGAGUCCUGCGAGCGUUGGCCUCUGCUCUGUCAGCCGUGUCUGGCAGGCAGGGGUACCCAGAAAAGAAGCAGAAGCAGAACACCAAGCGAGAGAGAACUUGCUCUCGGCCGCUUCGCAUUUUAAAACACAGCUUGAGAGUUGAGAACUGUGUCUGCUCACAGCUCAUGCUAAGACGGCUUGAAAGUCGCAGUUCAUGCACUGGUACCAAGGCUUGAAAUUGCCCUCUUUGAUUAUCUGCUGCAGUGUUUAUUUAUAAGUUAUUUUAAGGAUUCUGGAUGACCUACUAUUAAGUGUAUACCCAGUGUAAUGCUCCUUCUGCUGUAGGAGUUUAGCCCUUGUCAGCGAGAAGGUUUUCCCUGUGGAGUAUGGUUCAGUAAGCAGAAAAGGGUAAAGAUGGCUCCCUGUGCUGAGAGGAGAGAGGAUGCAGGAGGAGUGCAGCUCUUCCUCUCAGCCAGGUUGCCAGAUUUCUAUAACUCUUCUGACCACACUGAAAAGAUGCCAACUGAGCUGCUAUGAAUAGUAACGAUGUGACAGAUCCCUGCCGUCAGCCUUCCUCUCUUACCUGCUUUACAAGCACAGACUGAGGUGCAGUGGUCCCUGGCUUUGUCAUGUGUGCCCUCAGUUAGUUGCUUAGCAGCAGAAUUUCUUCUUCCACUUAGCACCGUGCCUUGUACUCGGGAGUCUAGACGAAUGCUUGCUGAGUUGGACUAUAACUUUGCACGUAUCUCAGAUAUGACACAACCGGCAUAGUGUUUUAUACUUUACACAGCCUUUGUGCACAUUACUUUACACACAUUUCACAUCAGCUCUCGGAGCUUUGUACUCUGGGGAGUGUCACCCUGGCGGCGGGGGUUGCGGGGCUAAGCUUCAGGACAGCAGCAGUGCAAAGCCACCAAGUGUUGAAACUUAUCUCCUCCUUCUGAUGUUACAUCUGCAGAAUGCAUUUCUUAUGGCUUUGGCAGUUUCCCAGUCCUGUUAGCAGAGGUUCUCAUUUAUUCGAUACAUGUGAAAGAGUUGUCCUGCUUCAUGACGCAGGACAUGGCGUCACUUGAGCCCAGCUCCUAGUGUUGAGCCCUUUCCAGCUGUUGUUCCAGCUGUUGUUCCAGCUGUCCUGGGCAGCAGAAGGGGUUUUGAUUUGUUUUUUGAAAGCACUUAAGACUAAAAUUUUUCUUAAAACUUCUUACUAACUUUAUAACUUGAUUGAUUAAUAAAACCCACACAUGCUGGGCGGUGGUGGCACACGCCUUUAAUCCCAGCACUUGGGAGGCAGAGGCAGGCGGAUUUCUGAGUUUGAGGCCAGUCUGGUCUGCAGAGUGAGUUCCAGGACAGCCAGGGCUACACAGAGAAACCCUGUCUCAGAAAACCAAAAUAAAUAAAUAAAUAAAUAAAUAAAUAAACCCCACACAUACUGCAGUGCCAUCUGACUUGCUAUGUAUAGUAUGGCUCAUGCUGGUUUCCUGGUUGUAUCAUGAAUCCUUCAACAUUAUGACCUGUUAAUCCAUCAUCUGUUAGAUCUGACCACUAAACCACUUACUCUGUUCUUUAAUAAGUUGGUCAUUUGCUCAUUAAUACUUUUCUUGAGCAUUAGUAAAUUCUAGGCACCAUGCCAAGGACCACAGGUGGCUGUGGGCGAUGACUCCCACGAUGGCUUCUCUCACCUUAAAUGCCAGCCAGAUCAUGUAAAUCAUACUAAAUCUAAAAUUCUUGCAUUAAAAUGGUUGAGGAGAGAAACCAAGUUUUUGUUUUUAAACUAUAUUGUGAUAAGUUUAUAAUUAGCACAUGCUCAUAAGCAGCAAAUAUACACAGUGAGUUUGUAUACAUCUACAAAUUAUGUUGCUCCAGUGUGCUUUUAGCCAUGUAAAAGCAAAUUUGCAAAAAACUAAGUUUGAGCUGAUUCAUAGUUGUUGGUAGGAUAGUUCUCAAUUUGAAUGUGAAUUUCUAGGGGAACUCUGAGCUCUAAGUUUAGAGCUUCCUAAAUUAGUGGUAAUGGUAUAAGUCUGUCCUGAAAUUUUAAGAGCAGAAGUCCCCCAAAAACUCAAACUACCCCAUUGCUACAGUGAAUCCAGGAAGGCUGCCAGUUGGAAAAACAUCCUAGCAUGUGUCAGGCACAGGGAAGAGGUUUUACGGAAUUUUCCUAGGACAGAGAGAGAAUAGAUAACAUGAGGUGGUAAGAGUCUUUUAGUCCCUAACAUAACUUACCUUGAAGAGUUUGCGUAGAAUUUGACCUGGGAAGAAGAGAAUAUAUAUGGCUGGUGGCUGGUUUGGUUUUUUGGGUUUUUUUUGUUGUUGUUGUUGUUGUUGUUGCUGUUUUUUGGUUUGUGAUGUGUGUGUGUGUUCAUGUGCAUGUAUAGGUAGACUUUUUGGCUACUUUAUUGGGUUCUUUUACCUGCCUCUCUUCUCCACCCCGAUCCCUUGUAACCCCCAACACUAGGUCAGUGAGGAAAGGUUAGAGGGAAAGGGGGCAUAGAUCUCUUUGGACUACUUCCUUGUGAUUAGGGAUGUCAAAUUUCCUAGAGGAAAGUCCAGUCUUCAUUGUCAGGACUUCUCCAACCAGCAGACCAGCAAACCAGCAACACACACGCAGCAGCAGGAAUCAGCAGCAGCCUCCACCCCCCUCAGGGCUCUCAGCAGACCCUCGGAUUCCAAAGGUAAACGACCUUCAGCUGGCAGAAUCGUGCCCCUGCCCACCAUGAGACGAGUCAUAGUCAGCUGCUGUGGACAAUCUGAAGCAGCCCCAUAUCCCACGCCUGGGGUUAAAACUAAAGCAUAAUCACAAAACAUAACUGGGGUUUUUCAUAUAAGAAAAUUUAAAGCUAACAGAGCACUAGUUAGUCUGUCUUUACAGGGUCUUUACUCUUCCUUUUUGUUUUAUUAGCAUUUCUUUAAAAAUGCAACUAGAUCUUUCUACAACUGCUUGUCUUGUAGGAUUGUGUGAUAUAUCUGUAAUAUGCUUUAUAUUAUAAUAUUCAAAGAAUUGCUUCAUCUCACUGAAGACAUGUGAGAGGGCAUUAUCAGUAUUAAUUUGUGCAGGUGUCCUCCAAACUUCUGUUAUUUCCAAUAAAUGUGCAAUUACAGAACCAGCUUUUCGGAACUCAAAGCAGUUGCACAUUGGGACUGAAUAUGAAUCGUGUAUGGUGUGCAAACUGUAGUGUUAGAAAUUCUGCAAAAUGGAACACAUCAUCUGUCUGCCAGAUUUCAUUUCCUUUAGCACUCCUAGGACUACUCGGCAGGUAAUGAAGUUUGGUUAUACAGAGAAUAAGUAAGGCAUUUUUUUAUCUCCUCGGCUUGUUGCCAAAUCAUAGAAAAAAAAUUUAAACUUUGAUUGUUAACAUGGUGGGUUUUUUUCAUGAAAUUUUGAGGCUUCUAAUACAUUUCCCAUUGAUAAUUGGUCAAUUUCUUCAUUUCCUUGUGCCAAUAGACUGCUCAACCUGUAUGAGACUGAAUAUGAGUCUCAUAUUCAAAAAUACAAUGGAAAGUGUCUAUUUCUGAUUGCCAGUUGCGGUUGCACAAAUAAGAUUAAUUCUGAGCCAUCCGGAACAAAUUCAGCAGUUUCUAUAUACAGAACAACUCUUUCUGCAUACUGAGAGUCAGUAAUUGUUAAGAGAUUCAGAGAAAUCUAGCACUAGGGUUGCAUACAGCUCUGACUUUUGAACGGAAUUUCGUGGGCUUUGGGUCACUUUGCUUAUUUUGUCCGACUUACAGCCUUCCAUUCUCAACUUACUUGCAUCAGGAUAGAAUGUAGGCGCCUCAGGAACUGGCCUUCCCUUUACAAUACUUGGGAGAAUCCAAUUAGUUCUUUUUGUAAAUUGAAGAUGCUUGCUUUGGAGAUAUUUGUUAAUUUCUCCCAAAUAGUUGUUACAUGCUUUGCAAAUCUUCAUUGAUUACACAUAGUGACAUAAUCUCAGCAUUAGUAAAAGGCACCACAAUUUUGGCUGUGUCUGUUACUGAUAAUUCAUAUAGUCUUAUUCUACCUUUUAUAAUUAAAUCAGAAACCUUUUCUAUAUAUGUAAGUUUUUAACUUUUUACUUUGUGUAUUAAGAAAAUCUAUCUAUAAUUCUAUCUUCCCUUUGUAUAAUGAGCCACGUAAGAGAAUGAGUUGAUGGCAAAAAAAUGAAAAUACAAUCAAGCUUAGGCUCUGUGUGAUCCACAUAUGCAUCUUGCUGUGAGUAAACUCUUUACUUCCACUGUUAACCAUUCUAUACUGUUUUAAGUCUGAAUUUACUUGUAAUGGUUGAAAUAAGUUACUUGACGAGUUAAUCUGGUUGUAGGCCAUAGCCAAUUAAUAUUUCCCAUUAAUUUUUGAAAAGCAUUAAGAGUUUGCAACUGGGGGCUGGUGAGAUGGCUCAGUGGGUAAGAGCACCCGACUGCUCUUCCGAAGGUCCAGAGUUCAGAUCCCAGCAACCACAUGGUGGCUCACAACCAUCCGCAACAAGAUCUGACUCCCUCUUCUGGAGUGUCUGAGGACAGCUACAGUGUACUUACAUAUAUUAAUAAAAUAAAUCUUUAAAAAAAAAAAAAAAAAAAAGAGUUUGCAACUGAUCUCUACAGAUCUGUACCUUUUAUGGUUAAUAUUUUAUAACCCAAAUAGUUAACCAAAUCUACUCUCUGUAUUUUACAGGAGUGAUCUGUAAUUCCCAGCAUGGCAGAAUUCUUUGUGUUUUUUAAAAACGUUUUCUCUAAAGUAUCUUUGUCAGAAUUAGCCAACAGCACAUCAUCCAUGUAAUGAUAAAUAAUAGAUUGAGGGAAUUGCCUACAAGUUAUUUCUAGCUGUUGUUGCUCAAAAUACUGACAUAAAGUUGGACUAUUUAACAUUCCACUUGGGAGCAUUUAUUGGACCACUAUUAUGAUCAGUAGAUGCUAAGAAAGCAAACCCUUUCUUAUCAUGCUCAUGCAGAAGGAUUGUGAAAACACUCUUUUAAGUCAAUCAAUGUCAUAGGCUAUGACCUAGGUCAUGAAGAAGGUAAAGGAAUUCCCGGCUGUAAACGUCCCAGGGGUUGAAUUACUCAGUUCAGCAUUCUUAAAUCUGAUAACAUCCUCUAUUUUCCUGAUUUCAUUUUUGUUUUUGUUUGUUUUAUUUUUUUUCUUUUUUGUAACAAACACAGGCGAAUUCCAUGGAUUGUUAGACUCUCCUGUAUGGUAAGCCUCCACCUGCUCUUGUACUAGCUGCUCACUGCCUGCAGGUUUUCCCCAGUUAAGGGCCACUGCUCUACCCAUACAGGCUUGUCAGCCAGCUAUUUUAGGGCAGGGCUGUUGUGAUUCGGAAACCCAGUCCCUGGAACAGCCCGUGAUUGUUUUUGAUGACACAUACCAGUAUCUUUCCCAGGAACAUCUACCAUCUCCCUAAAGUUUCAUCAUGAGCUGUCUCUGGGAUUCAGGAAUAUCUGAGUACCAACCAUGUUGUUGUAAAAUAUCCCUUCCCCAUAAAUUUAUGGGUAUGUCAGCCACAUAAGGUCUCCGCUUCCCUGUUUGCCCUUCUGGUCCUAACCCAUUGUACACUUUGUUUUAUUUGAGGUAAUAUACCAAUUCCCGUAAACUGUAUGAACAUUAUGAAGUGGCCAUUCAGAGUUCCACGAUUUUGGGGAAAUGAUAGUCACAUCAACUCCUGUAUCCACCAAACCUUCUAUUUCAACACUAUUUACCUAAAGUUUAACUUUGGUCAUUAACUAUCCACUGUUUGCUAAAGCACACGUUUUUCAGUACUCCCAAAUCCCCCUGAUCUUUCAGCUGGAGCAGCUUUGCCCUUAGUGUAGGGAAACAGUAGCAGUUUUUAAAACUUUUAUUGUCCCUUGCAUUACUUUGCAUCUCUCUCUCUCUCUCUCUCUCCCUCUCCCUCCCUCCCUCCCUCUCUCUCUCCCCCUCCCUCCCUCCCUCUCUCAAGCCACAAUUUAAAUUUCUUCUUUGAAAUUCCCAUCUAUAACAAACACAUCACUAGUAAGCCUCAACCCUCACAUUCUUAUUCAUCCCCAAGAUCUAAAUAACUUUAAAAGUCCCACAGUCUUUGCAAUUCUUAAAAUUUCAAUCUCUUUAAAAUAUCCAUCUCUUUUAAAACCCAAAGUCUUUUUACAAUUAAAAGUCUCUUAACUGUGGGCUCCAUUAAAAUAGUUUCUUCCUUCAAGAGGGAAAAAUAUCAGGGCACAGUCACAAUCAAAAGCAAAAAUUAAACUCCAGCUGUCCAAUGUCUGGUAUCCAACUCACAAUCUUCUGGGCUCCUACAAGGGCUUGGGUCAUUUCUCCAGCCAUGCCCGUUGUAGCACACAUCUUGUCUUCUAGGCUCCAACUGCCUGUAUUCCACUGCUGCUGCUGUCCUUGGUGGUCAUCUCAUGGUACUGGCAUCUGCAAACACUGCUGUCUUCUGCUGUAACUAUGCUUCACCAAUAGCCUCUCAUAGGCUCUCUUCAUGGUGCCAAGCCUCAACUCCUUUACAUGACCCCUUCAGUCCUGGGCCAUCAAUUGCAGCUGAGGCUGCACCUUCACUAAUGGCCUUCCAUGGCCUCUCACAGUGCCGAGUCUCAGCUGCUCUGGGUGACCCCUUCAUGCCUUCAAAACCAGUACCACCGGGGUGACCCUUACACAUUACCAAGUCCAGCCACAGCACAAGGUACAACCUUGGCUAUCUCUGGAACCUGUGUGCUCUCUGCCUCUGUGCUCUCAAAAAAUACUUCCCAGAAGAUGUCACCUCAAUGAUGCUGGUCUCUUCUUAAUCACUGCUAAUUUUUGCUGGUUAGCUCCAGUGAACCAGCAUCAGUAGUCCCAGUAAUGCAAAGUUCUUUAAUCUUCCACUCUUCUCAACAUUAUCUUCAAAGCUCCUACACAACAUUCACCAGAGCUCUUAACACCGAAUGGAUCUUCUGGCCCAAAGUUCCACAGUCCUCUCCAAAACAUGGUCAGGUUGUCACAGGAAUACCCCAUUCCUGGUACCAAUCUGUCUUAGUCAGGGUUUCUAUUCCUGCACAAACAUCAUGACCAAGAAGCAGCUGGGGAGGAAAGGGUUUAUUCAGCUUACAUCACUGAAAGAAGUCAGGACUGGAACUCAAACAGGUCAGGAAGCAGGAGCUGAUGCAGAGGCCAUGGAGGGAUGUUCCUUACUGGCUUGCUUCCCCUGGCUUGCUCAGCCUGCUCUCUUAUAGAACCCAAGACUGCCAGCCCAGAGAUGGUCCCACCCACAAGGGGCCUUUCCCCCUUGAUCACUAAUUGAGAAAAUGCCUUGCAGUUGGAUCUCAUGGAGGCAUUUCCUCAACUGAAGCUCCUUUCUCUGUGAUAACUCCAGCUGUGUCAAGUUGACACAAGACUAGGCAGUACAAGGUUUAUCUGUGGUCAAAUCUAGAUCAAUAUAAGAUCAGAAAUACUUAGUUGCUGGUUGUUGUUGUUGCUGUUGUCUUUGUUGUUGUUGCCUGCUUGUAAUCUCCUGGAUGGCCAGAGGGAAACACUGUGGGGCCUCAAGCUGGCAGCCUCCUACUCCUACCCCUUUUCAUUUCCUGAUGGCAAGAGAUUACCUUGUGUGUCCCUUUUGGACCUGCCCUUAUCUAUCCAAUGAGAGCACUUGGCACAACACCUGUAAACUCCGGGAAGCCUAGGUAUUCUUUUGGACAACAUAUUGCUGCCAGAAACAGUGGCAGUACUAUAUUUCCCACAGUUAACACCAGGCAUUUCAUUAUUGUGCUCAGAAAGUAUCAUAUUUCUUACAGUUAUCACAUGGACAUUUUGAAAUCUGAGGCUUUUAGCCACUUGGUCACAAUUUCUUUGUAAAUGGCUGAAUUCACCACAAUUAAAACACUGGGCAUUUUUAUAUCCGAGACCUAGCUAUAGCUUAUACUAUGGUAUUAGCAUGAUGUUUGUGAGAGCCAAUAUCAGUUGUGUCCCUUAUCCACUCAUCCAUUGGCACUACCGCGGCUCUAAUAAUCUAAUAACACUUUCACAUUGUGCAUUAGCAUUCUCAAAUGUCACCAUCUUUAACAACACCUGUCUGGAAUCAGGGUCUUAUAUGGCUUUGUUUACAGCUGAAACAAAUCUUUGCAAGAAAUCUGUGAAGGCUUCCCCAGAGCUUAUAUAAUCUUAGUAAAUGUGGCUCUUUCCUUGGGCUCCUCAACUUUGUCCCCAAGCUCUUAAAGCUGCCAAGCCACAUUGUUCUAUAAUGGCAUCAUCAGAUUGAAUGUGUAUUUUGUAGAUCAGAAUACCACCCUUCACUAAGCACUUGAUCUUUAUUCAGUCCCCAUUCUCUACUUCAUUGUUCAACAUUCCAGGCUUCCUUCCUCUACCAUGUUAACCAUAGUAACUGCUGACCAACCUCCAGUACAGCACCAAUCCCUUCCAAUCUUGGGGAAUAAUUCUAUUUUGGAUAGCUUGGUUACUUAAUCUAUCUUUUACAUAAGGGGAAUGCAUUACAUAGGAAAUCACAGACUCUUUAAAAUGCCUCAGAUCUAUCAUUUCUAUAGGGUGACAUGUUAUGAUUGUAACCAGCACCAUUAGCAGGCAUGUGCUUUACAAUCACUGGGAAAACCUGAUGGAGAUUUUGUAAUCCAAGACCUCUCCUCUACCCACAUGGCUAGCAUGAGAUUAACCCUUUCUUUCCCAACGGGCUAUUUCAGCUUUUCCUGCAUGUCUCCCCAGCCCCUGGCUGGGGGGACUUGAAACUGAAAGUGGGCAGUACUGGGCAUGAUUGGCCUUCUAUCCUUUAUUCAUCCUGCUGGAAGCUCCUGCUCUCAGUCACUGCUUCUUGAGCCCUUUUGUUCUUGCCUUUCAGGCGCUUUUCAAGAGCUUCCGCACAGCCAAUUCUGUAAACCUUUCAAAAACAAGUAGAAGGACCCAUUUCAUCCUUUUUUGUUUGUUUGUUUGUUUGUUUGUUUCUCCAGUUCCUCUGUAUCUACUUGCAGCUUUUCCAAUUGCUCAGGCAUUCUUCCAACUUUGAGACAGAAUAUAGGAACAACAAGAAGAAAGAGAAAAUUCCCUCUGGGAACAAAGCAGGUGGUAGACCGACCAGUGGCAGCAGCCAUAAUAAACUUCUUGGUUUGCCAGGGGCCAGCCACAGCAAACUGCAGUUUCUGGCACUUAGCAUCUCUUCCUAAAAACAGCGAUUAAGUAAAUAGCCUUUGUAAUAUCUCAGCAGGAACUGCUGGGCUCUAACUUUCUGCCUGCUAAUCAAAAGUCUCAGGAAGAGUAAGGGACACUUAGAAAAUGAUUAUAGCACUUAUUACUGAGUUGUAAAAUGUUGCUCAUGAAAGUUGUCUAAGGGGAAAAGCAGAAAGAUCCUAACUGGGGAAAGAGAAAAAUUCUUCUAAGUGGAGAAAGGGAAAAAUUCUCUACUCUUAAGUGGGGAAAGGCAAAAAAUUCUCUCUCUCCUCCUCAUCUCUUCGUCCUCAGUACUUAUACAUCUUUAAGAAUACAUGGCUGGUUGUGGUGGCGCACGCCAGUAGGAUUUGCUGAAGGAGGCAGAAGCAGGAGGAUCGCGAGUUCGAGGCCAGCCUGGUCUACACAUUUUAAACCCGGGCGUGGUGGCGCACGCCUAUAAUUCCAGAACUCGGGAGGCAGAGGCAGGUGGAUUUCUGAGUUUGAGGCCAGCCUGGUCUACAAAGUGAGUUCUAGGACAGCCAGGGCUAUACAGAGAAACCCUGUCUCAAAAAAAACAAAAAAAAAACAAAAAACAAAAAACAAACAAACAAAAUACAUGAUCACAUGUUACAAAGUUCACAAGUUCACAAAAAAGAAUCAAAUCAUAAACUGAAUUAUACGUUUACAACAAAGAAUGUCUACAUCCAUUAGGAGUAAUUUUCUGACUAAGCAACCAUAACCUGUCUCAGCUCCACAGGUUCACUGAAGGCUUAAAACCAUAACUAAGUUAUUAGUGAAGUUUUGUAUCGAUAAACCCAUUUUUAAAGACCGCUUUUUUUCUUUUUUCUUGCUUUUUUUUUUAAAGAUUUAUUUAUUACUAUAUGUAAGUACACGGUAGCUGUCUUCAGACACACCAGAAGAGAGCAUCUGAUCCCAUUACAGAUGGUUGUGAACCACCAUGUGGUUGCUGGGAUUUGAACUCAGGACCUUCAGAAGAGCAGUCAUUUCUCUUACCCACUGAGCCAUCUCUCCAGCCCCCCCCCAGUCAAUAUUUUAUCUUCUUUCCUAGCACCUAUAAUAAAUCGUUAGUUCCCUUUUUAUGACCUUUGGUUAAUUAUUUUACAACCUCUUGGAAUAUGUUCUAAGAAGGAAAAGUCUGGUUACCAUGUAAGAGCAGUUAGCUGGUGACACUUGGGAAACUGGCAGAGUUCUUAUUGUAGUUUUGACUAUUAGAAAAGGACCUAAUAGCAGUCCUGCUAUAAAAGAUCUUAAUAACGACAGAUAUAAUUUGAGGAAUUUUUAUAGGGUCAUCAUUAAGACUUAAGACAUUACCUGUUUGUCUGGAUAGCACCACCACAAGGCAGUACAUCUUUGUAGAUUUGCAGACAUCUGCUCCAAAAGGGUGUGCUAUUACUUAGUGAUUGUUAUAUAUGUUGUUAAUAACAACAGGAAAAGCAUAUUAAUAGCAGGAAUCUCUCCUAAAAUGAAUCCCUCACAGCCUUGCUUAAGAAGGGCACACCUGUUGCAGACUACAUAAUAAUCCAAAGCAGGCCAUUUCAGGAUGUUCACCUGCUAGUUAUUAGCUUGGCCCAUUAUGACUCCUGACAUUGGUUGAUGUCCUGGAACAGAAUAUCCAUUCCUUCCUACCCUCCUGACUCCUCUACGGCAUUAGAAGCCCAGUUUCCCAUUCUGCCUAACUCCUUGUCUGGGCACCACUUGUAAGCAGACUUUUUGGCUACUUUAUACAUGUGCAUGUGUGUGCAUUUGUGUGUGUGUGUGUGUGCAUUUGUGUGUGUGUGUAUGUAUGUAUGUAUGUAUGUGUGUAACCAGGACCUCAUUGCUCAGGAGAAUGCACCCAUGAAGCAAAAGUAGCUCAGUAAAACUGAGAGCAGAAAUCCUCCAUAGCAUCUUGGAUUGAACAGAUAGAUUAUGGGUUAAUUUACCAAUUUCUGUCCGCUUUAAGCUGCAGGAUUUGUUCAUCCUGCUAACAAAUGGGGAGCUAACAAGCUGUGCUCACCCAUUUACUGCUGUUUUUGCUACAAGAACGAGGUGCAGGUCUGGAAGUGUAAGUUCCAUGUUCUGCACAUUCUGCCUGAUCUCUCACUCUUAUUUUUAGCAGUUAUGUGCCAGCCUCUUUGGCUGCCAGGAUUAGAUAAUAAAUCCGUGAGAGUCCUGACCCUUCUUCCCUGAGAACCAGCUGCUUUCCUUUGGGCUCUGAGAUGAGCCUGGGUUGGAAAGUGGUGACCAAGAUGUGUUCUGUAGAGGCCCUGUGUCCAAACUGUGGCUUUGGGCAUGGCAGCUGUUUGUACCAGUGUACAGGCAGCAAAGCACUUGUAGGAAAGGUCUUCUAGCUAACCUUGGCCUUCAUAUGAACUCACCAUGCUCUCGGGACUUCAGCAUUUCUCUGUUUCCCACUUUUCUAGGUGACUGAGAAGUGUGCCAAGAAGUGCUGGGACCUUCAGGCCAAUAGGUUUAGACUAGAAUACAUUUGUUUAGGUGGUAUCCUGAGGUUUUACCCUGGUGUAUGGGGAAAUACUUUCCAUACGCCAGUCCUACCUAACCUUCCAGUAUCUUCUGAGGGCCUCCCACAGCCUUUCCGAGUGGGACUUUGCCCUUUUCACAGUGAAGAUUGCUUAUGGCAAUAUACUCCCAAAUUUUUGUUCCUGCAAAGAGUAACUAGUAUUUAUUUUCUAUUUAUUUAUUUAUUUAUUUUAUCAGUUUCUAGUCUUUGCUCAUUAUGCUAUCAAAUCUGUUAACUCACUAAGGUCUGGGGAAAAACUAAUAUCUGAACCCAUGAAACAGCCUUCUCAAUAGCUUAAGACGACUUGGAGAAUUGUAGGUAGAGUCUUCUCACCAGUGUCACAAAAGCUUGGUGCCUGGAGGGGCUGUUGUAGUCAGGUUAUGCCUUUGUUUUAGACAAGGAAACCAAUGUGUGGGUAAAGUAGCUUACGCAGCAGCCAGUUAGCAACCGAAUUCAGAUGGAACAGGUCCUCUCCAUCAGCCUGCCUUCUGCUCCUCCUGUCUUCCUCACGGCUCAGUCACUUUUGUCACACAUAAAUAAAAAAAGAGAAAAGUGGAAAGUUCCCUAUAGCACUUGUAUGCACAGUUAAUAGAGUUGUAAGAGAAAAGCUGCCGUGGGAGGGGAGAUUCCAUGGUCAAUUAAAAUUGAGGAAUGCUAACUUAUUUCCUUUCCCUGGGCUGUCUGAGUUUCUAUUAUGCCAUGACACAUUUUGAUCUUAGGAGGGGACAGACUGUUGCACUUGAUAUUGUUCUCCUGUCCUCGCCCCCAUUUCUCUGAGCAUCUCAACCAGUUUUUGGUCAAGUUUACAGGUCUUCUAGAAGACGAUUUCCAGUGAAAAUACUGGCAGUGAGUUUGUUAUGGUGCUGCGAUGGCAUUGGUAACAAGCCCCAGCGGUGCAAUGAGCUACCAGAAAGACUUAGCUGCCCAGAGCUGUCCUUGCAAGGAGUUUCUUUCCCACCUGGGGCACACAAAGUCAGUAUUUGUGUUUGAUUUUGCAAGUUACCCAAGAAUUAAUUAACUAAUGGAAAUGUAUUGGUGAUGUUGAUACUGCAGCUUAGCAAUGCUUCUGUGUGGCACUUUAUAAUCUUCAGGCGCCUUUGAGGACUCCCUGUGAGCCAGGCAGUAUCGCAGUGACUGUAUGGUCAGAGUCCUAGGAGCCCUGAAAAACUGGUUGCUGAUUCUGUCUCUUCCCCCUCCUGCCCUCCUCUCUCCGAAGUUUACAUCCUAAAAGGAUAGAGCCAGAACUUGGUUACAGAGUCUCUGACUCCAAGUCCAAAGUUCUUUAUACUGGUCUUUCCUUCUAGCUUUAUGUAUACAACAAAAGGUAUGGAAACAGAUCUUCACACUGUUUUUGCUUAUUGUGAAAACCAAUUCUUUUGUAUUGGAGUGACCCAGAAGUGUAACUCUUACUACAUUUUGUCCCUGUAGUGCCACUUGUUCAGGGACUUGGAUUGUACUCCAGAUACUGUUUGAUUGUGAAACUAAGAUUGAACAUACCGCUGUAAUUAUUUAACUCUGAAAAUAUAUCGCCUCUGCAUUCUCAGGUGAAGGAGAUGGUUUGAAAGGAAAAAUAGUGUUCAGAUGAAACAAUAAAUAUUCUUUAUUACACAAAUGCCGUUUCUUAGCUUUAAUUUGCUUUCACAACUUGUUGAUGAUCUUUGUAAAAUGUAAAAUAUUUAUAUUUUGAAAUAAAGUUACAAAUGUUGAAUGAAA